UAACGAUUUCUUCGGCUUAUCUCACGUCCCAUUAUUCGAUCAUGGCUCAAACGACAUAAUCCACCUUGGUGCGCGCCAUGAGCGGAGUUUGGGGCCGUGGCCGUGGCCGAGGCCAGCCGGCAAAUCGGACCUCAUCCUCUCAAUCCUUCCCAGCCUUAGGCUCCGACAUCCUGGAGACGAAACCUGGACCGUCCAUUCGGCCUAAAUCCACGGCCAAUGCUUGGGAAAAAGGGGCGCCCUUGAUUGUAGAGCGAAUGAAGAAGAAGGUUGCCCCGCCCACUCAAAUAACCUCUCCAGGCCUAAAUGAGGCGUCGAGGGAGGUGCCGACCACGGUUACGGAAGCGGAACCGCUCAAGCCACAGGAACCGAGACCACCUUUGACGGAGGUGGAGCAGCAGAUACUAAGGGAUAAACGGCGGCUAAAGCGAGAAAAUAAGAAGAUCCAGAAGCGUCUGGACAAGGAGAAUGCCCAACGGAUGAAGUUGUAUCUGCCCCAGUCGUCAAAAAUCUCCAUUGUUUCUCCCCAAACCCCCAAGUCCAAGCCUAACGUCACGCUUUCCCAGCCCAUUCUAAAGUCAUCGGACUCGCGAAUCCGCUUUCAACACGAUGAGUUUCCGACAAUUGGUGACCCAGAAACAGUGAUUUCAAAGGUCGCCCAUGACACCAACACCGGAGCAAUUCUCACUGAUGCCGAAAGUGGAUCAGAGUGGGAAACGGAAAUCGAAGACGUGAUUGAGGCUGAAGGGGCUGAUCCUAUCGGUUUAGAUGAAAUGAGCGCGGAAAAGAUCGAAAUUAUAUCCGCUCCAGUGAGUUACAGUUCCAUUCUGAAGAAAACUCGUUCCGAACCUGGUGUUAGCCAAGAACCGCAUAAAAUGAAAGUGAAGCCGAAUCCUCCCACUGUAACAAGCAUCGUUGCUAAAAAAGUCAAACGAAAGGACCCCAUCACGUUUGAUUUGUCGCAGGCAUUAUCAGUCAAAAAACCUCAGCCAAAGAAAGUUUUCGCUAGGGUUGUGGCGAAACCAACUUUUAAACCCCGAAACCCCCUGGAUUCGACUGCUCCCACACAAAACCGAGGAAAGCAAAGAGAGAAACCCAAGAAGAAACGAAUGACCAAGAUGAGGCAAAUCAUUCUUGAAGAGCGGGCUCGGAGACGUUUAGAUCGAUUGACAACCACGGGUUCUCGUAUACCAUCCAUCAUACAACAACCCAUUGAUUUGGUGCCUAAGGUCAUGGCAAAUGAGUUAAAGGAUAUUGACUCAGCUGAAGAUAGGGGUGUAGCGGAAGGUAUUCUAGUCGCAAGUGGAAAGGCACAGGCAUUGAUAGAACCUGCAUCGUCGGAUAAUGCCCCAAACACAAACGUUGCUGCUCAGUUUGAGCGCUUCGCCGAAAAGCAACGAAGCAAACUACAUAGUAGAAAAUUCCGGGAGUAUUGCAAUCACACACUAAAUUCGGAGAUCGAUGCCCAAGUUCGGGCCUUGCUGAAAGACCUGGUUCGCUUUCAAGAUCGGCAGUUCUUUAAGGAUCCAAACAAUGCUAAAACUAAGCGCCGCUAUGUUGUCGGACUUCGCGAGGUUCGAAAAUUCUUGCAAGUGAAGAAGAUUGUUUUGCUGUUGAUCGCUCCAGACGUAGAACCGGUCAAGAACGAGGGUGGUCUUAACGACAUGAUAUCCAAUUUGAUGGAACUAGCCGAGGCCAGCCAUAUUCCGGUGGUUUUCACUUUGAAUCGUUGGAAAUUGGGCAAGGCAUGCGCUCGAAAAGUGGCAGUUAGUGCCAUUGGCAUCAUCAGCUACGAAGGAUGCAAUGAAGUUGCCAAAUCAAUCAUCCAGCUGGUGGGUGAGCAGAAAAAGGAAUAUGACCAAAUGCUCGAAAAUGCACUCCGAGUUUGUGAUACAGUGCCGGAAUCCGCAGCUCCAAUUGAACCAAUGGUCUUAAAUGAGGAAGAGAGAAUUCGUCAAGAAUUCAUGACCAAAAUUCGAGAACUUGCACUAGGGUAAAAAUGAAGCACAAGAGGGAGAGUUAUGGUUUUAAAUAUAUAUUUUCCACCAAGGUCAAA
Molecule: messenger RNA, 2053 nt
Organism: Tigriopus californicus
Lineage: Eukaryota; Metazoa; Arthropoda; Copepoda; Harpacticoida; Harpacticidae
Gene: Sbp2
Product: selenocysteine insertion sequence-binding protein 2-like
Exons: 7
Coding region: 78-1994 (638 amino acids)
Biological process (GO): selenocysteine incorporation
Cellular component (GO): ribonucleoprotein complex
Molecular function (GO): mRNA 3'-UTR binding; ribonucleoprotein complex binding; selenocysteine insertion sequence binding
Source: RefSeq, a predicted model, not a curated record